AUGUCAAUUCGUGAUUCUGAUUCAAAGACUGCAUCUGUGGGGGAAAAGACCAAUGUUUUGUACGAUGAUGAAGUCGACGUUGCUUUGAAUUACCUAAAGAAGGCACAUGCUGAGGGCGCGGCUCUCAAUGAGAGCUCCGAUGACAAAGAAUUAGAGCUGGCGGGUGCCGCAUAUUAUGGUACGCAUCAGCUAGAUCCCAAACUAUUGAGAAGAGUUGACACUUUUAUUUUACCUUUCUUGUGUUGCACGUACCUGCUCAUGUUUUUAGAUAAAGCAUUGUUAAAUUAUGCUGCAUCAAUGGGAAUUAAGUCGCAUCUGAAAGGGAAUGAAUAUUCGAACCUGGGAACAAUCUUCUCUGCUGCUUACAUUUUUUCUGAGCCUUUGGUGACGUACUGCAUUCAAAAAUAUCCCAUAUCGAAAGUCAUGGGUGUCUUCAUCACGCUGUGGGGCAUUGUUCUUGCAUGCCAUUCUGCAUGUAAAACUUAUGCAGCAUUGAUGAUUGUUAGAACGCUUUUGGGUUUCUUUGAGGCAAGCAGUGCUGUUGGGUGUAUCGCUAUCAGCGGUAUGUAUUAUACAAAAGCCGAACAAUCCGCCAGAAUAGGUUAUUGGGCCACUCAAGCUGGUACUGGAUACAUAAUUGGUGGUCUUAUUUCGUUUGGAUUCCUGCAUUAUCACGGGAAAACAUUCACCUCAUGGCAAAUUAUGUUCUUGGUCGUAGGAUUGGUAACUGUGGUGUUUGGCAUUACAACAUUUAUCUACCUUCCAGAUAAUGUAACGAAUGCGUGGUUUUUAAGUGAAAGUGAGAAGCUUGAAGUCAUUCGUCACAUAAAAUCGAAUCAAACGGGUUUAGAAAAUAAGAAGGUUAAAAAGCAUCAAUUGAAGGAAUUGUUUUUCCAUGAUAAGCUCACUUAUCCGAUGCUCUUAGUGACCGCUUGCUCUCAGAUCUCAACAGGUGCUAUCGGGACUUUUUCUACGACCAUUACUCAAACAUUUGGGUUUGACAGUUAUCAGACCGCUUUGUUACAGUUACCAAUUGGUGCUAUAACAGCAAUCAUCAUUCUUGUAACUACUCAGAUGAUGUCACAUUUUGGUCAUUUCACUUUGGUGACUACAUCUAUGUACAUUCCAGCUAUUAUUGGUUGCAUUGUCAUGAUUGCUCUUCCUCUCUCCCAUAAAAUAGGAAAUCUGUUUGCACUCUAUUUGUUAUACAGCGGUUCUUGUGUGAUUACCAAUAUCUACAUUUGGAACAGUUGCAAUACAUCAGGGUAUUCGAAAAGAGUUUUCCGCAAUGCUAUUACCAUGAUUGUAUACAACGUUUCUUGUAUCGUUGCACCUCAAAUGUUCAGAGAAUACUCUGCGCCCAGAUAUAUUCCUGCUAAAAUCGCGUUACUGGUCACUCAAUGUGUCUGUGUGCCCCUUCAAUUGUACAUCGGUUAUCUUUGUAAAAAAGAAAACGACAAGAGAGAUGUUGAGCAGGAGGGUCAGGAUCCUCCAGAAUACCAAUUCAUGGACUUAACUGACAUUGAGAACAGAAGUUUCCGCUACGUUUAUUGA
Lachancea fermentati is the source of this 1554-nucleotide messenger RNA. NCBI's taxonomy places the organism in Eukaryota, Fungi, Ascomycota, Saccharomycetes, Saccharomycetales, Saccharomycetaceae. The record is from the annotation of a GenBank genome assembly.